Apaloderma vittatum (bar-tailed trogon) is the source of this 3610-nucleotide messenger RNA. RefSeq names its product membrane associated guanylate kinase, WW and PDZ domain containing 1 (gene MAGI1). The annotation marks the transcript as partial. Gene Ontology annotation, cellular component: cytoplasm. The transcript has 24 exons. NCBI's taxonomy places the organism in Eukaryota, Metazoa, Chordata, Aves, Trogoniformes, Trogonidae. Gene Ontology annotation, molecular function: protein binding. The record is from RefSeq and is a predicted model, not a curated record. Gene Ontology annotation, biological process: signal transduction.
CGCCCUCCAAGAGAAGGAGAAGUGCCUGGUGUGGACUAUAACUUUCUGACUGUGGAGGAGUUUCUGGAGUUGGAGCGAAGUGGGACCCUUCUGGAAGUAGGAACUUAUGAAGGUAACUAUUAUGGAACGCCCAAGCCUCCCAGCCAGCCCCUCAGUGGGAAAGUGACUUCCACCGAUGCUUUGCAAAACCUGCAGUCUGGCUCCAAGCAGUCGACUCCAAAGCGAACCAAGUCUUACAAUGAUAUGCAAAAUGCUGGCAUAGUGCAUACAGAGAAUGAGGAAGAGGAUGAUGUACCUGAAAUGAGCAGUAGCUUCACAGCAGAGUCUGGUGACCAAGACGAGCAUAAUACACGUAUUGUAAGAGAGACAGCCCCGCCGUCCGCGAUUGAUAGACACACCAACGUUCCCACCACGGAACCAUCUCAGAACCUCCCUCAAUACCUACCUCCUUCUGCCGAGGAUAACCUAGGUCCUCUGCCAGAAAACUGGGAGAUGGCCUACACCGAGAACGGAGAAGUCUAUUUUAUAGACCAUAAUACAAAAACAACAUCUUGGCUAGAUCCACGGUGCCUGAACAAACAGCAGAAGCCUCUAGAAGAAUGUGAAGAUGAUGAAGGGGUACACACGGAGGAACUGGACAGUGAACUAGAGUUGCCUGCUGGUUGGGAGAAAAUUGAGGAUCCCGUAUAUGGUGUCUACUAUGUAGACCACAUCAACCGAAAAACACAGUAUGAAAACCCAGUUCUUGAAGCAAAGAGGAAGAAACAGCUUGAGCAACAGCAACAGCCACCAGAAGAAUGGACAGAGGAGUGUCCAUCUCUCCCACAACCCGCUGCUCCAAACCAUGUUUCAAACAACCAAGAGGCAGCUCGGGAAGCACCGGUGCAAGGAAAACCUUUUUUUACACGAAACCCUUCUGAGCUGAAAGGGAAGUUCAUCCACACCAAGUUGAGGAAAAGCAGCAGGGGGUUUGGCUUCACCGUUGUCGGAGGGGACGAGCCGGAUGAAUUUCUCCAGAUCAAAAGUUUGGUGCUUGACGGCCCUGCAGCGCUGGAUGGCAAAAUGGAAACAGGGGACGUCAUAGUCAGUGUGAAUGAUACCUGCGUGCUGGGGCACACUCAUGCUCAAGUUGUGAAAAUCUUCCAGUCCAUCCCCAUUGGUGCCAGCGUGGACCUCGAACUGUGCCGAGGCUACCCCCUGCCAUUCGAUCCCGACGAUCCCAACACGAGCCUGGUUACAUCUGUGGCGAUUUUGGACAAAGAGCCCAUCAUUGUGAACGGGCAGGAAAAUUACGACUCCCCGGCGAGCCACAGUAGUAAAACAGGGAAAGUAAACGGCACAAAGGAAGCGAGACCCAGCAGCCCGGCCGAGGUCUCCUCCAACGGACCCCAUGGUUACCCCAACGACACGGUCUCUUUGGCGUCUUCGAUAGCAACACAACCUGAACUUAUAACUGUGCAUAUAGUGAAAGGGCCUAUGGGCUUCGGGUUUACUAUAGCAGACAGUCCCGGUGGGGGCGGCCAAAGAGUGAAACAAAUCGUGGACAGCCCGCGGUGCCGUGGCCUGAAGGAGGGCGACCUUAUCGUCGAAGUCAACAAGAAGAAUGUGCAGAGCCUCACUCACAACCAGGUGGUGGAUAUGCUGAUUGAAUGUCCUAAGGGAAGCGAAGUCACGUUGCUGGUGCAGCGAGGAGGACUGCCGGUCCCAAAGAAGAGCCCAAAGUCGCAACCACUUGAAAGGAAAGACAGCCAAAACAGUUCCCAGCAUAGCGUCUCCAGCCACCGCAGCGGGCACACCGCGUCCCCCGUUCACAGCACGCAGGUGCUGCCGGACUACACCGCCGCGGAAGCACCGGCUGCGGAUCAACCGGACAGUUCUGGGCAGAAAAAGCCAGAUCCGUUCAAAAUCUGGGCCCAGUCCAGGAGCAUGUAUGAAAGCCGACCUAUGUCACCUUCGCCUGCAACUGGACUGAGCAAGGGUGAGAGAGAGAGAGAAAUCAAUUCCACGAGUUUUGGAGAAUGUCAGGUUCCAGAUUACCAAGAGCAGGAUAUCUUUCUAUGGAGGAAGGAAACUGGUUUUGGAUUUAGGAUUCUAGGUGGAAAUGAGCCUGGAGAACCUAUUUACAUCGGUCACAUUGUACCGCUGGGUGCUGCUGAUGCUGACGGCCGCCUGCGAUCAGGUGAUGAACUGAUCUGCGUGGAUGGGACGCCUGUUGUGGGGAAAUCACACCAGCUUGUUGUCCAGCUUAUGCAACAGGCAGCCAAGCAAGGUCAUGUCAAUUUGACCGUCAGACGCAAAGUGGUUUACACAGUUCCCAAGGCAGAGAAUGAAGUCCCAUCCCCAGCCUCUUCCCACCACAGCAGCAACCAGCCAGCCUCGCUGACGGAGGAGAAGCGAACGCCGCAGGGCAGCCAGAACUCCCUCGGCGGCGGGGGCAGCGGGGUCGUCAGCACCGUGGUCCAGCCCUACGACGUGGAAAUCCGCCGCGGUGAAAACGAGGGGUUCGGCUUCGUCAUCGUCUCUUCUGUGAGCCGGCCGGAGGCGGGGACAACAUUCGGUCGGAUAAUUGAAGGGAGCCCCGCAGACCGCUGUGGCAAGCUGAAAGUAGGCGAUCGGAUCUUGGCCGUGAACGGGUGCUCCAUCACCAACAAGUCGCAUUCAGACAUCGUCAACCUCAUUAAGGAAGCGGGAAACACCGUUACCCUGCGCAUCAUUCCAGGAGAUGAAUCCUCCAAUGCUACUUUGUUGACCAAUGCAGAAAAAAUUGCUACAAUUACAACCACACAUACUCCUCAGCAAAUACCACAGGAGACCAGGAGCAACACCAAACCAAAGCAGGAGUCCCAGUUUGAUUUCAAACCACCCCAAGCAGCACAGGACCAAGAUUUUUACACUGUUGAGCUGGAAAGAGGAGCCAAAGGGUUUGGCUUUAGCCUGCGAGGUGGCCGGGAGUAUAAUAUGGAUCUGUACGUGUUGCGGCUAGCUGAGGAUGGUCCAGCCGAGAGAUGUGGGAAGAUGAGGAUUGGUGAUGAAAUCUUAGAGAUCAAUGGAGAAACUACCAAGAACAUGAAGCAUGCUCGGGCCAUCGAACUGAUUAAAAAUGGUGGCCGCAGGGUCCGCCUGUUUCUGAAACGUGGAGAUGGCUCUGUCCCAGAAUAUGACCCCAGCAGUGACAGGAACAGUCCCGCCACAGGUUCACAAAAUGUAUCGGAAAUGACAGCCGCACCAUCCGACCGACGGCAGCACCCAUCAUCGGAGUCCAGUUAUCCACCAGACCUUCACAAAUCAUCACAGCAUGGGGACAAGCGGACUUACGUUAGAGACCUAAAAGGCAGCAGAGAGUUUAGCAGACAUCCCAACGAACACCACACUUGGAACGGGACUUCUAAAACCAACGACCACGUGCCAGGCAGGAGGACGGAGAGGUCGCCGGAGAGGAGGCACGAGAGGCAGCCGGAGAGGGCAGUGGUGAACGGCCAGUAGAGGAGGUCUCCCGAAAAGCGCAGGGAAGGGACGAGGAGCGCCGACAACACUUUGGAGAGGCGGGAGCGACACGAGAGGAGGAGAGACCUCUCUCCCGAGAAGCGCCGGGAGCGGUCGCCCGGCCGGC